AUGGCAGAGAUUGAGAGCUCUGUAUACACUAGCCCUGAAGCACAGCCAAUCAUUGACGGUCGCACUGUUCCGCUCACUGAACAGGCACCACGGAGGGUCCGGGAACCGGAUGGAACAGGGGAAUUAGAGGAGCUAAGCACCAUGCCAACACCUAUCGCCCUGUCUGACGGAGAGGGUUGGGCAACACCUGCGGUUCUGCAAGACUCAGUCUGGCAGUCAGACCAGGCAAACGACCUCCUGCCGCCCUCACACCCGAUUGUCGACACUAAACAACCAGAUACGCAAGGAGCCGACGACUGGCUGGAUGGUAUCGCGGACGAAAUAGGCGAAGUAUGGCUUUACGGACCUCCAGAUAGCGGCCCGUCUCCGCAGACGUCGAUGGUGACGGACCCUCGGACGACCGGAGGGAGAAUAUACAAAGGAUGUAAAUGUGAUGAGCACCAGGAGGCCUAUAUAGACUGGCCGACGCAAAACGCCGAUUUAACGAUCGCCCAAUGCAUGAAGGUCUGCAUGUACUGUGGCAAGGAUUUCACAACGGCAGCUGAGCUCCGGAAACACCUACGCCAGUCAAAAUAUAGCAAGCAAAACCUGGCGGUGCAGAUGGAGACCCGUGGAAAGGGAAGCUCCCUGACCCUCAGCUGGACACAACGACGCCGAACAGAACCACCCAUCACUCGAUCAGAAGCGCGAAGAACCCGGACCCAAUCACAUAUAGAUCGCGAAAACCGAGCCUCUCUCCAAUGCUAA
This is a messenger RNA of Penicillium brasilianum, 747 nucleotides long. NCBI's taxonomy places the organism in Eukaryota, Fungi, Ascomycota, Eurotiomycetes, Eurotiales, Aspergillaceae. The record is from the annotation of a GenBank genome assembly.